Messenger RNA from Entrophospora candida, 201 nucleotides. The record is from the annotation of a GenBank genome assembly. NCBI's taxonomy places the organism in Eukaryota, Fungi, Glomeromycota, Glomeromycetes, Entrophosporales, Entrophosporaceae.
AUGCUUAUAAAAGUCAAGACACUCACAGGCAAAGAAAUCGAAAUAGAUAUUGAGAGAGAGGAUAAAGAAGGUAUUCCGCCUCCUCAACAACGUCUUAUUUAUGGUGGUAAACAAUUAAAUGACGAUAAAACUGUUGAUGAUGCAAAUAUUAAACCAGGAGAAGUUCUUCAUCUUGUACUGUCUUUGCGUGGUGGAGUGUAA